UUUUAUGUUAAAGAGAUCAAAUAAAAUAAAAAAAAAACCUAAAAAACUAAAAUUAAGAGGUUAUCAUGACUUCAUGUGUUGGAGUUAAAAAUUGAUUUGAGAAGCUAAAUUUGCCCCAUGAAUUGGGUAGGAUUAUUCUUUCUUUGAAGGUCUGCAAAGAGUCUCACACAUGCUUGAGAAUUCUAUGAAAUUCAAGGCUGAGAGGCUAGAAGCAUAGAUCAGAGUUAUCGUUAAGAAAUACAAAUACAUUUUGCUGAUUAACAUCUCGAAAAUAUCACGCUCGAAUUCAGAUAAAAUACUUAAUAUGCUUUAAUUUAUGUUCCCUUCUUCCCGUGUAAACAUCCAUUCAUUUGAAAAUUCAUCGAUAGUGCAAUAUGAUAUCAGAGUGUUUUUUUUUUAAAUUCUAAUAUUCUCCUCUUUUCUAUUCUUAUUUCCUGUCCAAUCUCUGACGAUGAGAGCUUGUCGCAACAAUUUGUUCCAACAUUGAUUCUGCAAUAAUUGCCUAAAUUACAAGAUCCAAACAACAUAUUUUCUCUACAAUACAAGAAUCCAUUCGUGAUACUUGUAUUGCCAAUUUGGAUUGGUCCGAAUUACCAUUCCUGAGCGCGAUCCAUGUGAGUGGCUCUCCUCUAUGAAAACAAAGUAAAAUUCUAGUGAAAACAUGACAUAAUCACUGAUCAUGCGCAUAGUAAUGAGGAACGUUGUUAAUUUGCAGAAUCUCAGACGUCCUUUCAUCAAUUAUUUUUGGGGUUUUAUUUUGCUUGACCAAAUACAGCCAUUGAUUAUUUAUGUCCACCAAAAGAGAGACCACAAGGAAUUAACAAGCAGUGGACUUUCAUCUGGCCUGCAUCAUCCUCAUCUUCAUCCUCCAUCACACAUCAACCAUCUCACAGAACAAAAUUUCGGUCUAGUGACAAUAGUACUAACUUUAAAUUUAAAGAUCUCAGGUUUGGACGUAAACCACAAAAAGUAGAACAGUACCACCCUUAUAAGAAUCGAUAUUAGUUAAUUCAUAUUAUGAAACUCCAAAAUAAUAAAUCACGGUAUAAAAGAAGUCAGAAAUGAAUAUAACAUGCAUAACGAGAAUUUGAAUCCAACUCAUCAUAAAAUACACUCUGGUUUUGCUUCGAGCAUGAUCAAGUACAUUAACUUCUAUGACAUUUUUUUUUUUAAUGGAACUUCUAUAACAUUUUAGUUGAUCACUAAUAUAAUUUUUGUUUACUCUUUUUUCAUUUGCUAAGAGAGAGACUGGUGAGGUAGAUUGAAGUGUACUAUAUAUUCUAACAAAUUUAGAUAAACAACAAAUUGGGCGGCUAUAGCUUUGAGUAUCUCUCUCAAAACAAUUUAAGGGCGGCUUGGUAUCGCUGACAAUUACAUGAACAAAUUUUUAAGAAAGUCAUUAUUCAAAAACACAUAUAUGUUUAUACAAUUUAACUCUUUUAAAUUAUCACAAACCACUGGGUUCUUAAGGUACCUUGGAUGCUAGCAGAUUAUAUUUGUGAGUUGAAUAUUGAUAUCUCUUAUAACAUUCAUGAAUUUUAUUAACGAGUUGGCUUUCGUUUGAUGGAUAUCAAACGUGUAAAAGGAAAUGAUUAAAUAGAUAUCUUACAACAACUCGAGUUAUUAUUGCAACCAGUUGGUUUGUUACAUUGUAUUGUAGUUGUUUUGUUCGGGAGAUCACAUGUUCAAGUCCUCGUGACCCCUAACAUUAAACUUUGUCUUUAAAGCACACUAGCGUGGGCUCCGGCCAUUUGGCCGGAGGAAGGUGAGGUAUGAAAUUCGAUAAUGUAAUAGGUGUAUAGCUUAUUGUUGUAUAGUAUUUUUUGGAAAACAUGUGAUAAAAAUAGUGAAUUUUAGUAGGAAAGAGACAUGAAUGAUGCAACGAAUCAAAAAUCAGCCUUAUGAACCAAAAUCAAGUAUUUGUUACCUGUGAAACAAUAUUGUUUCUGGUAAUAUGAUGAGGUGGGGUAAGUUUUAUAGAAACCGAAUUCCAGAAAAUCGAAUAAAAAAAUUGCCUAUCCCGCGGGUUUUCGGGAAAUGAACAUCUCACAAUCGUUGCUAGCUUUUACUCAACCCGUUGGCCGACUAAUUUGCUUUAUAAAACUUUCAUCUUGUCAUCAUUGUGCUUUCUGGUUUUUUGCCAAGCCAUAAUAAAAUCUAAAGAAAUCAAGAAUGAACACAACGAUUUGGGAUAGGAACCACCUUACAUGUAUCCCUAGAAAAUGGUGGUAAACACGGACUCACCUGCCAAACUGGUUUGGAUUGAGAUUUUUAUCGGGUAUCAGGGAACCAUGUGAUUAUAAAUUAGACUUGAUCAAAACGGGCCAAAAUUUGAAAUUCAACAUGUUUGACCGUCCCAUGCCAAACUCUAAUUAUUCUUUACUUUUAAACUUUCUAUUUGAAAAUAAAAAAUAAUGAAAGAAAAGAGAUGACUGCAAUUCGCCAUUUGCACAUCACUGAUUUGGGAAUAAAACUAUAGAAUUUCGAAAGGAAACUAAAAAUAUUUAGGAUCGUUUUAAUGUUAAAAAUAACCAAUUAGAUCUUUCUGUUUAGUUUUCUACUAACAAAUACCAAACGAUUCCCUAUAAUAUACACUAUAAUUUAAUCAUUAUGAUAUCAAAUAAUUACAUAAUAUAUAUUUGAAAUGAUAAAAAUUUGACUAAUUGGGUUGGUCGAGGUUGAACCAUUGAAUAACUUUAAAAUGCAUUAUAUUUUAGCCACUAAGAUAUAAAAUAGUAGCAUAAUAUAUAUUAUGCUAGAGAAAAUAGCUUGUUUUAGCAUGACAAAUCCCGUGUAGGUCAGGCCCAUUCAACUCUUUUAUUUUAUGAUUAGCGGUUAGCCCAUUAGAAUCCAUGCAUUAGUUUAUUGUUAAAUUUUUUCUUUUUACCAAUAAAAGGGAGUAUUGCUUUUGCUUUUUCAUAUAUAUUUUACCACCACGGAGAAAUAAAAGGACUUAAAGAAAAAAAAUUGACACUCCUGGACCCGUUUAAAUCUGCAUGUGUACGGUAAGUUGGCCCGUUUCACAGAGGAAAAAGAAAAAAAAUUGACACUCCCUAUUCUACCCUUCCUACAAACGCUCCCGGAGCAGGGAAUUUGAAAUGGGGGAAGGGUUUUUUCUCUCUGCGAUUAUAUGUUUUUAAUUUAAAAAUAUACAACAAAUGUACUUAGUGUGAUUGGUUAUGAUCUUUGUCUUUCUUUAAAGUGGUCAUGGUUUGAAUUCUAGUAAGUGUCUUUUUAAUGAAUAAAAAAAAGUAAUUGUGAAGACCAAAAUGUCCUUCCUACGUUCACUCUGGAUGCAGGAAAUUUGAAAUGAGGCUUCAAGUUUUCUCAUUUGGCCUUUAUUUAUUGUGUAGAUAGAUAGUAUGGCAAGCGUGUGAAAACUUCUAAGUCUAUGAGUGAUCUUUCAUUUGAGGGCACGUGUAAGGAUGUGGUUAAAUACCAUACAUGGAUCUCUCCCGACAAUUCGAGUCAUUUGAUCGGUUGAUUUAUAACAUUGUAUCAUAGCAUAUUUGUCUUUGAGGUCACAUAUUCAAGUUCUCAUGACCACCAAUAUUAAUCUUUAUUUUUAAGCAUAUGAUAUAGAGGAUCUGUACAAACUUAUUCUUAAAGGCAAACCCAAUUACCUACUCUAGUCCGGCUCCCAAUUUUGUUUGGCUUAUCGGCACCCUCACUCGUCACUAUAGAUGAGUUCGCUGGUCGUCUUAUAUAUAUUCACCGCCAAUAUUGCAAAGUCAAUAGUUCUUUACAAUUCAAUAUUCCAGCCGUUUGGGCUUGUACAAUUUGUUAAUAUCUAUGUGCAUAGUUUCAUUUAAAAAGUAAUUAUAACUAAAGUUUCAUCUUAAAUUAUUGUUGGAAUUUGGUGAAGGAAGGAAAGCUAAAAGCUAAUUUAGUUUGUACAAUAUUAGGGUGAAAUGAGAAAUGAAAAUGGUUGUGUAAGUGAUUAUGUGAGAUAAACUUCUAUGGCUAGUAAUAUAGUAGAAUGAAAAAAGGUUGAUGAUCCACUGUGCACUCAGAGAUGACAAUUUUUAAUCCAAUUCAUCAAUUCAAUUCAAGACAUUUGAUCCAAAUCCAAUUGGUUGGUGGAGUAGAUUUGGUACCUAAAAUUUAUUUAUUACGAAAAAAUAUCAAUAGAUAAUUAUAUUUUGGUGCCUAAGAUUUUUUAUAAUGACAUUUUAGUACCUAAAAUUUUCAAAAUUUACAUAUUGGUCCAAGACUUGGAUGUCAUUUGGAUAUAUGCAUGAAUUCACCAAUCCAUAUGAUCCAAUUCAUGAAUCCACCAAUAUUUGAUCCAUACCAUAUGAUCUAUGGAUUCCCCAAUCCAAUCCAUAUCCAUUUGCCACUUCUAACUGCACUGGUUUGAAUUCAGUAUCGGACCAAUCACACUAUUCAAUGGUUCAAUCGGUCCAAGAUGAAGCCAACUCAAAACAGUGUAAGUCUUCAGCUAAUUUGAACCUGUUCGGUUGGGCCAACCAUCACCAAAGCAACUUUUUCAGAUUACGCCAUAGUUUUCGUUACUUGGCUGUUUUAUUUUAUGCUUUGAAAAUUCUCUGCAAUCUUCCUGCAUUCGCAACUAUCUUUUAGCAUAAAAAAAACAUGAGUCGUGUGAUUCAUUAUGUUCGUUAAAAAAUCGAUGUUUUUCGUUUGCAAUACCACUAAGUUAAAUAAGAGCUAAUCGCAAUUCUAUCUUUAGAGAAAUCAUUUAUCAACAGUGAGUAACAAGAGAGGAAUAUUGAGGAACAAUAGUGAAUUAUGUCGGGACGAUCCUAGUUUGUUCUUCUUUAAUUUAUAUGUUCAUGCUAUAUAUUCUAUAAGUACCAAGUAAAUGUCUAGCUUACUACAUGCAUAAAUAACAAUUACGAGCCGAUCAUAAUUAAGGAGGAUAUUCUUCUUGAUUAUAGACAGUUAGACACUCAUUUGUAUUAAUUUCACUGACUGGUAGGAAUAAUGUGGUGAUUAGUCCUAGUAAUUAAGAGCCCCGGCCAUAGGCUGCAUAAUUUCAAACCCUUCUGGAAAAAAAAAUUCUUCACUAAACCCUCAGAGUUAGUACUGCGGGGUUGUUGAUCACCGUUUAAUAAUACUAAUCAACUCAUAUUUUAUUCAUAAACCAACCAUCAAUGUGUCACUUAAUCUAUUUGAUUUAAUUAGAUCAAACAAUUGUAAUUAAUCAAACCUAUGCACAUACAUAAUUGAGUAGGUUAACAAAACAUUUGAUAAAGUCCCACUGUCUGUGCUAUUGGUUCUUGCUUCAAUUUCAAGAAAUGUUUACAGGUCUUAAUUAUGUAUUUCACUUCGGUUAAGGUUUUUCGACAAGGUGGGAAUAUGAUAUAUGUUAUAUAGAAAAGAAACAGGAAGUUUUUGGUGGCCAAAACGACAGGGUUUAACAGUUGUUCUUCGAACCACCUAAUUAGGCACGUGUAUUUGGAAUUUUUCAUUUUUGAUUUGGUAUAUCAUUGACAACUGGGAUUUAUCACUCUGAUUACGUGUUCUUAUAGACAAAUGAUCUGGUUAGGAGAGAUCUCUUGUCGAAUUUUUUAACUAAAAUCUCUCCGACCACCAAUUAGAAUAUGAGAUAUCAUCGUUGAGUUGACAACUUGACAUGCAUUAAUAAUCCCUUACUCUAUUGUUGUGAAUUUGUGAUGCCUCCACGGUUUUCUAAUUUCGAAUAAGAUGGAUCAUUUUGUCUAUUACUGUAGCAUCCAUUGCUAGUAAAAUUUAUUUCCUAGUAAUAAUUAUGGACCGCAUAUUGUAUAAAUCAAAUCUAAAUGUGUAGAAACUCAACAAUUUUAUGAGAGUCACCCUGUCAAUUAGUAUAUAAGAAAUUUUAGAGGUCAGUUGUGGUCCAUAAUAUAUCAAGACUAUCAAUCUCUUCUUCUUCCAAUUAGGAAGAUCAGGGUCUCACGUAUAUGAAAUAAGAAGACUUAGUUGAGGAAGGUAACAAUACUUUCUGGAUCGUAUUAUAGAAGUAUCGUCCAGUUUCAGAUUGUCUAUCAGAUUCCAUAUCAAGUUUGACGAUUAGUCACUAUGAAUUAAGGUAUUCCUACAAACUUUUGGAUAAUAUGACAAGAUCAAUUUUCCAGAAAGUACUUAAGUUUAUUUUCAACUUAAAAGACUAGAAUUAGCUCGGAUCAAAUGACAUGAUGAAUAGCCAUCAGUACGUACGUCUCUAAUAGAUAUCCCCAUACUCCUCCCAUUUUAUGUUUAACUAUUCAUCUCUCUACUCUCUUUCACAAAGUAAUACCAACGUAUGACUAGAUCGUCAGUUUCUUUCUGAAAUACAAAUUAAAAGAUAUAUAUUACAACUUGCCCUUUUGGUAGGAAACCUAUGUAGCCCUAGGUGCAAAUUUGAGUUAACUCAGAGUGGCCUCUCUUCGUACACAUCCAUUCAUUUUCUAUAAAUAGCAUCUAUUUCUUAUGAUUUUUAUAUAUGUUUUUCCCAUAUCAAAAUCUGCCAAAACCCAAACUGAUUUUCUGCAAUCUUUCUAAAGAGAAAAAUUGAGUCAAGUGUGGUUCUCGUCGUUUCGCUGCGUUUGAUGGUUUUUGGGUUUGAGGUACCGCUACGCUGGAAAGGUACGUCCUUUCUAUUCUGAGAGUAAUCAUUUUGUAACAUUGGGUACUAGAGGGGAAUACGAUUCUUUAAGGAGAGACAUUGUAUUAUGCUGGCUAGGAUAUUGCAUAUGUGUUUGCAUGAUUCCAUGACUAUAUACAUGCCUCGUGUUGAUUUCAUGAUAUUGUUUGUUACUUGUGUUGCAAGAAUUAGUAUACGUGAGUACUGUACUAGGACAAACGCAAAAUUAAUAUAUCUGUUAGUCCGGUAAUAGUUUAUGGAUUUUGACGGGUCUAAACUUUAUAAACAUGAACACGAGCAUGAUAUGAUAUACAAAUGGGAUGUGUCGACCUAAUGUUUUUAGGACUCCAUUGAGUAUAAGCACAAUAAGCCACAAAAAAAUACCUUCCAGAGAAAAUAAAUAUAAAUACAAUUAUAAGUUCAAAGUUUACAAAUAUAACUACGCAAAUAAUGAAUUAAUGUUGGUUGGACAAUUCAAAAACACUUGAAGGUUAAAUCACUCAUUGUACACUUUCAAUUUUUUCUCCCCUAUUUGUUAUUUUUUCCCAAACAUUCUCAAUUAAUACUUUCAUUUUCGUUCAAUAUUCUAAUUCUUUUCAUUAUCACUUUUAUUUCUUACUUUUCAUUAAACAUAAAUAUGAGCGCAACACGUUACGUAUGCAUGACAAGAUUCAAACCAUGUUAGGAUCCAAACCCGACCAAACAAAUUUAAUAAAUGAGAUAACACAACACAUAAAUUUACGUAUCGUAUAAAGCACGACAAGAGGAAUAUUCUAGGGGGACUCGGCUCUUAUAAAUAGCUGACCCCUCAGACCCUCUAAACACACCACAACGAGCAAAAAACACAAGAGAGUGUUCAUAGAGCUCCGGUUUUCGCACAAAACCGUCGAGCAUACGAGAGGGGUUGUUUUAUCCCGUAUUCAACAGGUUGAUAGUUUGUCGUGCGCAUCGAGGACAGUGCCGCGAACGUUUUAAAGAGAGCGACCUAGUCCGCGACUCAGCUCCAGAUUCGGUAAACUCGUUUUUGGUUAUUGUGCCGUUCUUUAACAGCAUCUACUUCAAAGAAACCGCUGAUCAAGUUCAAUCAAGUAGACCAGGUCUAUGCUUUACUAUCUAAGCUCAUUGACAAGCGGUAACAAUUUCCAACCAUAGAACUCAUUAACGCGUUUUAUUGGUUUCCUAAGAUUUAAUAUUCUUUAAUAGUUGACCAAUGAUAAGCUAGGAAGCAUUAGCAGGCCAAUUAUUGACAAAUGAUUCCCAAUCAAAAUUAUUCAUGAUUCUCGAAUGCUUCAUAUACCCAGCAACUAUUUGAAUAAUGUGUAUAUUUGUCUCAAAAUAUUCCAAUAUUAGGGUUUAUUUUAUUUUGUAUUAAAAAUAAUACUCAUUUUAUAUUAGGAUUCAUGGGAUGUCCUUUCUACACGUCAAACCUCCAAUUAUUUGUAUGUUUAGCAGGAAAACAAUUAGUUAGAGAGGGUUAUGCAAUAAUAAUAUUACUGUUAUUAAUAUGAAAAAUAAAUAAUAAACCAAGAACAACCAAUUAUACUAAAGCUUUGUCUUCAAGUUUUGCAUAUUUGAAAUUUUGGUUUCAAUGAAUCUAUCUAAUCAUGCAGAUCAUAUAUUAGGUGAGGUCCUAACAAUUUCCACUAUUCAUUUAUAUACAUUAAAAAAAUGCGAAAAAUAUUUUGAAUGGGUUCCAGAAAAGGACACUAUAGACUUAUUUUUUCCAAUUUCUUUCUCUAUAAUUUCUUUUUUCAUUCCUUUGGUAUUUUAGCUUCUCUUUUUUUUAGGAAGCUCUAAAUAGCUAGGGAUGUAUAAUGUACUAAGACUUUCCUUAUGUUUAGCCCGGUUUUUGAAAGUGCUUUUCAAUUUUUGAGGAAGAGACUGAAGAUGUGAAGUAUAGUUAUGUACUCCGUUGUCUUUAUGGAGCUAUAUUCUUCAUGGUUUGACCUUUUUAUCAUCCUUAGAAAGUAUGAAGAGUAGUUUGGUUAAUCCAAACUUGUAGAAAAUAGUUUAAACUUCAUAUCGGUUGUAUUUGUCUUUAAGUCUUAACUCAGGUUAAUCAUUUGGGACUGAUAAACUAGUUUUUUCACUCGGAAAGAACUGAAGUUUAAUCACAAUAGUUUUCCCCCUAACAAAGCGUACGACCUAAUUUUGAAUGGUUCGAAAGAUGUGUGAUGAAAUCAUAACUAUAGAUGUUAACAAUUGGGCUUGUGUUUAAACUCAGUACUCACUUUCAACAAGUAGAAUUAUGGUAAUAAACCCAUAAUUUCAUGGAACUAUGAUAGCUCAAAUAAGUACAGAACUACUGAAGUUUACUCGUGGAUUUUUUUUUAUAUAUAUAUAACAAAACGUAAGACCUAAUUAGAUGUUUGCUGAAAUGGACAUGAAAGCCUCCACCUCUAAUUAAUAUAUAAACCUUGAAGUCAUUCUCCUAUUGUGCUUAUAAGGUAUAAGUCCACUUUCACAUUUCUAGAAAGAUAAACUAAACAUAAUAAGCUCAAAAUAAAAACAAACUCAUCAUGUACAAUAAAUACAAUAGCUACCCUAACCUUAUUUUAUAUUAACCAACUUUCCAAGACAGCAGUUUUAGUAUUUAUCUUUUUUAGGGGCAAGUCCAAAUAUGACCAAAAUUAUAAUUGUGAUUGUUGUUUUAAUUAUAAUAUAGGGAUUACACAUUAGUAGACUCUUUAUAUAUAUGGUCGGUCUCAUCAUUGAAUUAUGCCAACCCAUUAGAGAUAAUUGAAUUGAAAAACUAAACCCUUGAUUCUCUCUCUCUCUCUAGCAUUCCAUUUUCUUGGUGAGGUUCAAUGAAAAUGGGAAGCAAAUCACAAGACCAGAAGCUGAAGCUGAAGCACAAGAAAGGGUUAUGGUCGCCGGAGGAAGACCACCGCCUCCGCAUCUACAUCGUCAAGCACGGCCACGGCUGCUGGAGCGCCGUACCGGUCAACGCCGGGCUUCAGAGGAACGGGAAGAGUUGCAGGCUGAGAUGGAUUAAUUACCUGAGGCCAGGGCUCAAACGUGGCAUGUUUUCCUCCCACGAGGAGGAUACAAUCCUCGCCCUUCAUCACCACCUCGGCAACAAGUGGUCACAAAUCUCGCAACAUUUACCCGGAAGAACGGACAACGAGAUAAAAAAUCACUGGCACUCUUACCUCAAGAAAAAGGUCUUCAAAGAACAAGCACCACCACCAACUUCUCUUGAAACGACUUCGCAUGUCAAUAUCGAGCAAUGUUCCUCCAGCUCGUCAAUCACCGACCAAUAUUCUUCCCCAUCUCCGACCAAGUACUCACCGCCGCCGUCGACCUCCGACCAGUGGAACCCGCAGAGUUAUGACAACGGCCAUCAUCAAGAAAAUGGCCCACGGCCCACUUUGCCGAAGCCCAUGUUCGCCGAGUGGCUAUCUCUAGACAGCUUCGCCGCCACGUCAGCAGCAGGCCAUCAGCCGUUGAUGGGUUGCAAUAAUAAUAAUAAUAAGGGUUUCGCCGGCGGGAGCGCCGAUUUCGGACUCGACGUCCCCAGCAGCGGGUUGUUUGGCGGUGAUAAUAAUAGUAGUUUGUUUGAUGGGUACCCUUUGUUCGAAGGUCAUCAGGUUACAAGCGGACAGAACUCGAUGACUACGACAACGACGACGAGCGAUGGAUCGGCCGGCGGCGACGUUUUCUCGUCGCGGUUCAGCUUCGACGAUCAGAGCUCGGCCGACGUUAGUAAUCAGUUCGUUGAUUUUUGUAGCGAGUUCCAGCUCAGCGGGAUGUACAUAUGAAAAAAAAGGGAGCACGUACGUACGGCAGGGUUUUUUAGACGUACUCUAAUUUUUUCUUUCUUCAUUUUCCAUUUUGUCUGUUUUUUGCACUAUUGCAGUUAAUUUGGGAAAGGGUGUAGAAUCUCUAAUUACACUUUGGAAACUUUGGAUUAAUAAUCAACCCUAUAUUUCACUCAAGUUUAUCAACUAUUCACACAAAUUAGGUUGUGUUCACGCGCACAUCGGCGCAUGAUCUAUUUUUCACGGAAUCUCAUUAACUCAUCAACCUUAGCUUAUAUCUCAUACAAUCUUAUCAAUCAAUCAAGCAUUCCCACCAUACGUUCUUUAUUACUUGGUUGUAGGUAAUUAAUCAAUGAUUUUAAUCAUGUAAAAACAAUUCUCUCAAUCCUUUUAGUUACAAAGGUAGUUUAUGCCAAAUAUUUAUGGCGCAAGUUGAGCCAAGAACUUCAUCUUAAUUAGUAGGUCGGAAGCUUCUACCGUUGAAUUCUAUAUGUCGUUAGGUCACAGACUUUCCUCAACCUUCUUUUUGCUUCGAAUUUAGGGAUUCGAAAUAUCUUCUAAUUGAAUGAAAUAUACAAGAACGUCUAACAGGUCAAUAAGCCCCCGAAUCCUCUAUAAUAUAUAACAAUAAAAAAUUACUACAAAUGUGAGAUGAGAUGAAAAUGACAGUAACUAACACAACCUGAGGAAUGAAACACUUAAUCGAAUGAAGGAGAUGGCUUGCAGGCUGUGUAUGAAGAUUGAAGAGCAACGCUGGCUCCCUAAUGAUGUCUACAGUUUGCUUUCUAAUUUUUUUCUUCUUCUAAGUUUCGAGACAACUCAUCACACACGAAGAAAAUUCCAUCUCGAAGUAGCUAGUAGUAGUUUAAUAAAAUUGCAUAUAUUAUACUUGGAAUUGACCCUUUCAUUAUCAACUAACCAUGCUUCUAGAGGAAUUUUCUUAAUAUUAUACAACUUAAUUUAUACCCCAAACUUUGAAAAAUAACACAUGGUCUUACGUUUGAUUUUUUGUCGAUUUUUUGUGAAUUAUAGUUUUUAUACUCUUUUUAAAAUAUUUUCUCUUACUAUAGUAUUAAUUUCUUAGGGUUUUUUCCCCACAUAUUUAACCUUUUCGAUGGACUUUCUAUUCUACAUAGCCUGGUGGUAAGGAAGGUGGACCGGUGUUACGAGAGUGUCUUCAGAUCCUUAGCUCUUUGUCUGUUUGUAUAGAGUUUAGGGCGGUACCUAGAUCCGCUAACAGUGCUGCCCAUAGAGUGGCGCGUAAAGCACUGCUUUUGUCUCGUGUAGAGCUAGAUUCUUUUGAUUUUUUGGGGUGGCUUCUUUAGAAUCUGCUAGGGGUCUUUGGUAGAAUUGUAAGUUUAACUAUUUUCUUCCAUUUAUAUCACUCAGAAAUAAAUAAAAAAAGGAAGGCGGACCGGUGACCGUCAGGUCCCAGGUUCGAUCCUCACCGCCACCAUGGUGUUCCCGGAGGCAUCCCGCUAUCACCCGAGCCGCCGGCAGAGGUCCAGGGGUUUAGCCCGACUACGGCAUCACAAAGGUGGUGACCGUGGAGGGUGUUCCUCGUUAUAAAAAAAAAAGGGAAGCAGAAGACGACUUUCCAUAAAUUGUUUCAUUUUUAUAAAAAACCCAACUUUGGAGACUUAAUCAAGACAGUUAUGGAUUGCUUAUAAAUUCGAUUAAGGAAGCGAUUUGGUAAAGAACAAAAUAUCUAAAAGUAAAACGCAAAUAAUUUGGUGUAUUCAAAACUAUGAGUUUCAUUAAGUAUGGGUGUUCUUGUUAAAUGAAAUAUUAUAGUAUAAACUAAUUUAUAUAUUUAACAUUAUUGUACAAUUCAGUUUGUACCGAUAUUUAUUUUACAUAUUUUUUAUGGCACAAAGAGAACAUGUAUCUUAACAUUAUAAAACAUUUUCAAUUUG
Messenger RNA from Linum trigynum, 12242 nucleotides. Lineage: Eukaryota; Viridiplantae; Streptophyta; Magnoliopsida; Malpighiales; Linaceae. The record is from the annotation of a GenBank genome assembly.